GAAGUAACAUUAAAAAUGUCUAAUCGAGCAAAACACCGUGGCGGUCGUCGCCAUCAUCCCAAUGUUUCGCUCGCUUCCGUGGCUCGCGACCAGGCAUUGUCUCUAGCGCCGGACAGCCCGGUGCUGGCCAUGUUCAAGCAAGCGGCAAUCCAGUUAAACGAUCGCCAGGAUCGUCAUGAGAGACUCGUGAAACUGUCCAGGGACAUCACAAUUGAGAGCAAGAGAAUCAUCUUCUUACUGCAUUCUGCCAUUACAAAAGAAUCUAUAGAGAAAACCGUACAGGAAGCAAAAGAACGUUUAAAUAAACUUGUCAAGGGUCCACUUAAGCACAUUGGGCUAGAGCUGGAAAAGUGUCCAGCAUAUCUCCACUUACGAGCAGUCACUGCCGGUUUUCAAGAAUAUGUUGAAGCAUGGACUCUAUGCUCCUUGAUGGAAACAAAACAGAUAAUCUCAUACAGAGAAGUUCAGGAGGAACUGCAGUAUAUUAUAAUGACCCCAGUAGAAGGUCAAGAUGAUCCUAAACAUCGUACUGUGACAACUUUGCUUCCACAGAAUGAGUACAUGUUAGGAAUCUCAGACUUGACUGGUGAAUUAAUGCGACGGGCGAUAAAUAGUAUUUCCAGUGGGGACAGUGAAGAAUGUGUUUUUUCUGGCCAAGUUGUCAGGGAUUUGUACACUGGUUUCUUAGGUCUAUUUGGCAUAUGCAAAGAACUAGCUCGAAAGAUGGGCACAACGCGCUCAAACGUGCUUAAAGUGGAAUCCGCAGUGUACGCGCUGCGCGUGCGCGGCGGGGAGGCGCCCGCGACGUUACUGCUACCGCCGCCACAGCCGCACGACUGGGAGCAAACGAACCACUCCGAUGACGAGGGUUUUUAUGGAAUAAACUGAUUACUUCUUUAGCUC
This is a messenger RNA of Hyposmocoma kahamanoa, 903 nucleotides long. RefSeq names its product translin-associated protein X (gene Trax). The transcript has 4 exons. The coding region runs from base 16 to 888 and encodes 290 amino acids. Gene Ontology annotation, molecular function: RNA endonuclease activity; RNA binding; sequence-specific DNA binding. Gene Ontology annotation, cellular component: cytoplasm; nucleus. Lineage: Eukaryota; Metazoa; Arthropoda; Insecta; Lepidoptera; Cosmopterigidae. The record is from RefSeq and is a predicted model, not a curated record.